Molecule: messenger RNA, 2297 nt
Organism: Drosophila arizonae
Lineage: Eukaryota; Metazoa; Arthropoda; Insecta; Diptera; Drosophilidae
Gene: Rbp6
Product: RNA-binding protein 6
Biological process (GO): regulation of translation
Cellular component (GO): cytoplasm
Molecular function (GO): mRNA binding
Source: RefSeq, a predicted model, not a curated record
GCAGUUGUUGCAAGUGAAGUGCGUGCCAGUAACGGCAGAAACAACAACAAAAACAACAAAGCAGAAUAAAUUAUUUGUUUAUUUUUUGAGGCGGGCGCGCAGGGCAUUGUGUCAAUGCAAAAUUGACGAUUAUAUAAAAGUGCGCGGCAUUCAAUUCUAAUUACAAACAAACGGCAAAUAAAGUGCAAUUUGACUGUGUGUGCAUGUCUGUGCAUGUUUGUGCGCGUUGGUGUGGGAAAUGGCAAAGUGUGUUUGGUUUUUUAGGCCAAGUGUUUGUUAGGCCGGAAAUAAAUAAAAGGCAGCGACAGCUCUGCCCACACGUAAAGAGCCAACAGCUAAAAGCCAACAGCAAGCGACAAGCGGCAAAAGGCUUUUUCUCGAUCGCACGUGCAAAAUGGCGGCCGGCCGGCAAAGUUACUAAAGCAACAACAAUGCCAAGCAGGAGCUUAAACCGAAACUCUCCAAUUACACACACACACAUACGUAUAGACGAUCGUGGCGCCAACUGGCGGCAGUUUUAUGCACUCGAUCACAUUCUUAAUAUGUUGCCUUCAAAACAAUUCAAACAACAAUAGUUAACGCAACGUUUCUAAAACAUUUCUCAAAUAAUUAAACUAAGCAAAAGUAAAUUAAARAAAAAAAAAAAAAAAUAAAUAAAAACAAAAAAAAACCCUUAAACUUUGUUAACCAAAAGUGGCCUGCAAAACGAAGCAACAACCCAGAAAUGUGAUUCCAAGUGCGAAAUGUAACAAAAAACGUAAACAAUUUUGUUUUGGAUAAACAAAAUAGUAAAGAAAGAAGUAAAUAAAAUUAAAAUAAUAAUUACGAAAAUCAAUAACAACAACAACAACAAAUGGAACUCGCGCGAGCAGCCAUUGUCAAUGAUUAAAACGGAGAGUUAGAUUGAUAGCUCACCACGUCGCCGUCGCCGGACUCGCCGUCGUCUUAGUUAGCAUUAGACGUAGCCACACACACACACACACACACACCUCAACACACACACACGCAUACACCCACACACCCUCUUCAAUGCAGCAGCAGCAACAGUCGCAUCAACAGUUUUUAGAACAUUAGCCGAAGCACACACAGAGUUCCAGAGCAGCCAGAGCUAGAGAGCGAGCAGCGUACACAUAGCCAGGGGAAAAGAGAUAGACAGCAGGACAGUGAGCGAGAGCGAUUUAGCCAACAUGGACAUCAAGAUUGAGCAGCAACAGCAGCAGCAGCAGCAGCAACAACAACAACAACAGCAGCAGCAGCAGCAGCAAACGGAGCUGGGGCCCGUUUCGCCUUCGGAGGUGCCAAAUGAUCCUGGAAAAAUGUUCAUUGGCGGCCUCAGCUGGCAGACCAGUCCAGAGAGCUUACGCGAUUAUUUUGGACGCUACGGCGAUAUCUCUGAGGCAAUGGUCAUGAAGGAUCCCACGACACGCAGAUCCAGGGGCUUUGGCUUUGUCACAUUCAGCGAUCCAAAUAGCGUAGAUAAGGUACUCACCCAAGGCACACACGAGCUGGAUGGCAAAAAGGUGGACCCGAAAGUAGCUUUUCCGCGACGUGCACAUCCCAAGAUGGUGACGAGAACGAAGAAAAUCUUUGUGGGCGGCCUCUCGGCGCCCACCACGCUAGAGGAUGUCAAAAGCUACUUUGAACAGUUUGGUCCGAUCGAGGACGCAAUGCUGAUGUUUGACAAGCAGACCAAUCGGCACAGAGGUUUUGGCUUCGUUACAUUUCAAAGCGAAGAUGUGGUAGACAAAGUUUGUGAAAUUCAUUUCCAUGAGAUAAACAACAAAAUGGUCGAGUGCAAGAAGGCGCAGCCCAAGGAGGUAAUGCUGCCGGCAAAUCUGGCCAAGACACGGGCGGCCGGUCGUUCCGCUUACGAUAACAUCAUGUGGGGUCUGGGGACAUUGCCCGAAGGCUUUCCCGCAGCUGCGUAUGCUGCUUAUGCCGCUGGUCGCGGCUAUUCGGGUUAUCCCAGCUUCGGACUACCCUAUCCAACUGUGAUGAACAACUAUCAGGCGGCUGCUGCUGCCGCCCACAGCUUCGGUCCGUCGGCCUCGCCUCAUGCAGCGGCCGCCACCACGGCCACACGGCAGGGCUUUCCCUCUACCAACUCGCCCGGACCAACCAUUGACAUGUACAGCUCGGCCGGGGCCGACAAUGUGGGCUACGUACAGGCCACCAGUCCGCAGCCAUCCGGCUUUCCCAUAGCCGUCAGCCGUGCCCCAUUGAACUACAGCCCGAUUUAUUCGUUGAACUUUGCGAUGGCUAAUAUAUAAAAAGACUGAUAACCCAAAUAAAAAAGA